AUGCCAGUUGGUAUAAUAUGAGUGUUUAUUCGUGUUUUGUAAUGCUAUUGUUUGUCAUAUAUUGUCCUACUAAUUGUGAUGGAAAAUAACGCAUAUAUGAGUGCACAACUAUUCAAUUAUACUUAGAAAAAGUGAUUUACAAACUUAGGUCAAAAUGUUUUACGCGCAUUUUGUACUAUCAAAGAAAGGGCCUUUGGCCCGGAUUUGGUUAGCUGCUCAUUGGGACAAGAAGCUAACAAAAGCCCAUGUAUUCGAAACUAAUAUUGAAUCAUCAGUUGAUGGAAUUUUACAGCCUAAAGUUAAAAUGGCUUUGAGAACAACAGGACAUUUGUUGCUGGGAGUUGUAAGAAUAUACUCUCGAAAAGCAAAGUAUUUACUUGCUGAUUGCAAUGAAGCAUUCGUUAAGAUUAAGAUGGCAUUUCGCCCUGGAAUGGUUGAUUUACCUGAAGAACAUCGAGAGGCAGCUAUGAAUGCCAUUACUUUACCAGAAGUUUUUCAUGACUUCAACACAGCGAUGACAGAUUUAAAUGACAUUGAUCUAGAAGCACAAUUUAGUUUAAAUCAAACUCGUGCAGAAGAUAUUACUCUUCGAGAGGAUUAUGGAUCUUUACAGCUUGUUCCACCCGAAGAUGGUUUUGGUGAUAUGGUUUUUGAUUCUGAAUCCCCAGAUAUCAUGAGAGAGGCUCUUAGUACAGAUCAAUCAUUAGAGCAGAGCAAUUUAUUAUUUACUGAUGGAGUCAAUAUUGGCGGAGAUAUGGAUAGAACAAAGGAACCCUUGCCAAGUACUUCUCGUUCAAUUCAAGAACCUUCUAUAGAUACACAAACUCAUGAAAACGCUUUUGGAAAUAGCAUGACAGAGGAAUUUGGGCAUGCUGGUGGAUUAUUCGAAGGCGACUUGUUUAGUGAUGUAGCUCCGGAACCUGUUCCCUUAUCAACAUCUCUGGAUGUACCUCCUGCAUCAUCAGUAAGGGCCGAUUCGGAUGAUGAUAUGGAUCAUUUUGAUGGCGGAGCUCCUUCCCCAGUACAUAGCUCAGAUGAUUCUCGUCCAGCAAGUCCUAUUUUACCUACAGGAGCAGGAAGAGCUACACCACUGGCACCCUCUCCUCAAUUAAUGCCACCACCUUCUGUUCCAUCUUCUGAAAUGCAUGAGCAGCAUAUGGAUGAUGGAAAUAUUUUGCCGCCAGAGGCAGAUCAGACUACUUUGUUACAGAACGAAGAGGAGAGCUUUGCAUUGGCACCCAUCGAUGCUUCAGCAUUAAAAGGUGUUACUAAAGCAAAGCGCAAACGAAAGCUUAUUGUCGAUGAAGUUAAAAAUAUAUCUGGUGAAGAAAUGAAAAAUCAGCUAUCAGAUACAACAGAUAUUGUUACCACAUUGGAUCUUGCUCCUCCAACGAAAAGGCUAAUGCAUUGGAAGGAAACUGGAGGAGUAGAAAAACUUUUUGCUUUGCCAUCGCGUCACAUUCCAGCUAGAACAUUAUUUAAGAAUUAUCAACGUCACUUGACAUCACGAUCAUUUGAAAAUGAAGAAUUUGCUAAUCUGGGUCCCGAUCUGUUACCUGAACAACCAAAUCCAGUAGAAGACCCUGCUAAUGCAGCUGAUUCAUCUGUUGCUAAGCGCUUAACACGCAAAAGAAAACUACUUGGCGAAACUGAAGCUGAGCCUAGUAAAACUCCUUAUCACGAGCCAGAUAUGUCAGAACCAGUACUAUCUCCAAUGACAUCGGCGGGAAUACAUGAUGCUCAAGAAGCUCAAGAUGCUCACGAUGGUCACGAUGCUCAAGAAAACUAUGAUUAUGAUCAUUUUUCAGAUGUGGGUGAUGUACUUAAUCAACCCGUUACACCAGGACAGCCAUUAAUUGAACCACCAACACCUAGCAUGAUACCUAUGACACCGGGAACAGAAUUGCUAGGUGAUUUAACACAUGGUCUUCCUAUGACGCCAUGCAUUCAGCCAACUGGAAUGAGUCCGACAGCAAUGACACCUGAUGUGAUGAGGAGUACUCCAAUGACCCCCAGCCACCUACAACCGAGUAUAUCACCGACGCAUAUGGAUGCAACAAGGCUAACAUCGGCUCCAUUAGAACAAAGUAGUAUGACUUCUAUUAAUGCAGACCUUUCUAAUACAAUGGUUGCUGGGUUGCCUCAAAUACCGGGUGAUCAGGUUUCUUCAAUUUUAGAUGGUCCUAGAGACCAUUCAGAAUUUUUUGGAGAAGCACAUUCAGAUGCUCUGCAAGUUCCUUCAUUUGGAUUUAAUGAGAACCAAUCCAUGCAAAUGGCUAACAUGGGUUAUGAUGAAUUAGCGGGAGGUAAUCAGACACCCCGACCGCCAAUGUCUGAGAGAGUGGCAACACCUUGGCAUGAAGAUUUUGAUUUCCCACCUUCUGUAGGACUGACUGGAGAGGAACAAAUGGUGGAUGAAACGGAUGAACAAUUCGAAGAAAGAGUUCUUAAUAAAAGGGCUGCACAGUUGUUUAUGUCAGUUAAGACGAAGUUUUACAAACAGGAUCACUUAUUUAUAUCAGACAUGGCAAGGAAUAAUAACCGUAAACAGGCAGCACAGAAGUUUUACAGUCUGUUAGUUUUGAAAAAGUUUCAAGUGUUGGAUAUAUCUCAAGAAGUUCCUUGUGGUGAUAUACGAGUUGUUAAGGGAGUUAAGUUUGAUAAUCCUACACUAUAAGCUUGCAGACAGGUAAUAAUUUGUUAAUUCCAUGAUCUUAAAGAACAUACAGUUUUAUCAUAAAAGAAAUGUACGUAUUACGUUUGAAUCUAGAUAUCUUAAAAAUGAUUACAGUUAAAAUUGGUGAUAUUUUAAUUUGAUUUAUUAUGAGAAGUUUAUAAAUGUAAAUAAGAAAUGUUGUAAUGCGUACUUUUCAGUUUGACCGAUUACAUAAGGUAAUAUAAAAUUUGAAUGAAACCAAAAGAGCCGCAGUACAUUUGUGAAAUGAAUUUAAUAAGAAAUUUUAUUAUAGAUAUAAUUUGUAAGUGUAUAAUUCUAUUUAUUAAGAUAGAGGUAUGCAUCAGUUAUAUGAAGCUGCUGCUGCUGAAGUUACAUAAACUGAACCAAGUUAGUUUUCUAUAAGGUAGAAUGAGAUUUUAAAGAUUCGAAAUAUUUUAUAUAACAAUUAUUUAUGUAUUUCAUCUAUUGAAGAAUUUGAUCUUC
Molecule: messenger RNA, 3160 nt
Organism: Ctenocephalides felis (cat flea)
Lineage: Eukaryota; Metazoa; Arthropoda; Insecta; Siphonaptera; Pulicidae
Product: double-strand-break repair protein rad21 homolog
Exons: 17
Coding region: 155-2677 (840 amino acids)
Biological process (GO): mitotic sister chromatid cohesion; synaptonemal complex assembly; replication-born double-strand break repair via sister chromatid exchange
Cellular component (GO): cohesin complex; synaptonemal complex
Molecular function (GO): chromatin binding; protein binding
Source: RefSeq, a predicted model, not a curated record